Molecule: messenger RNA, 995 nt
Organism: Ceutorhynchus assimilis (cabbage seed weevil)
Lineage: Eukaryota; Metazoa; Arthropoda; Insecta; Coleoptera; Curculionidae
Source: the annotation of a GenBank genome assembly
AUAACCUCUAAUUAAAUCAUCUUUGUUGUUGUUUAUUUUUGAUAAUCUUUUGCUUGUUUCUUUGUUCAAAUUUUAAAUAAAACAACUAAGUAAUUAAUAUAACUAUAAUUAAUACAUUCCAGGUAAAAUUAUGGGUAUUAUUUUUGGUAAAAAAAAGCCAAUCAGUCGAGUUACGGCCCAGGACAAGGCCGUUUUGCAAUUGAAGCAACAAAGAGACAAACUAAAGCAGUAUCAAAAACGUAUUGCCCUUACUUUAGCUACAGAUAGAGAAUUGGCCAAGAAAUUAUUAGCUAAAGGACAAAAAGAUCGAGCUUUAUUAUUGCUAAAAAAAAAACGAUACCAGGAGCAACUUUUACUUAAAACCGAUAAUCAACUGGAAAAUCUAGAAACAUUAUCUCACGACAUUGAAUUUGCCCAAAUCGAGCUACAAGUAGUAGAGGGCCUUAAGCAAGGCAAUGAUGCUUUGAAACAAGUCAAUGCAGCUAUAAAUAUUGAAGACAUUGAAAGGAUUUUAGAUGAAACUAGAGAGGCCAAAGAAAAACAAGACGAAAUAUCCGAUUUACUUAGUGGCGGAUUGACUCAGGAAGAUGAAGAAGCUGUUGAAGACGAAUUAGCUGAAAUUAUAAAAGAACAAAUGCCAAAUGUACCAUCAACCGAAGUAGAUGUUGAAGAAGCAGAAAAGAGUCCUCACAAGACAAAAGAAAAAACCAAACAAAUCCCCAAAGAACCUGUGGCUUUAGAAGCUUAAGAUUAUUGUAUUUUUUGUGUAAAUAAAAUUUUAUUUGUUAUAAUAAAAAAAAAGGUGCUUAUGAUUUAUUAUUAGUAAAGGUUUGAUUAAUCAAUUAGAUCUAAUUCAGCCAAUUCUUCUGGAGUCAAUUCAGUUGAUUGAGUAGGCAUUUCAGACUUCAAAUUAUCACUUUUCAGUCCGUACUCUUCAAUAUCCAAGUCAUCAUCGUCUCUGUUAUAAGCACUGUCUCUGAUUUUUUUACCAUACC